GAUGCAUUAUUUUAAGUUAUGAAGUUGCUAAAAUUGCAAUAUCCAAGCAUUUGUAACUGACGUGGCAGGGCAUCAUAGCGUGGGCGUGGCCUCGCAUUGUCAACAUCCUGGUGCGAGAGCUGGUUCUCUCCAAAAUGGCGACGGUGGACAACAGAGAAGCAGGUCAGGACGACCCAGAGAGUGAAGAUGAGGUGUACGAGGUCGUGGACCUGACAGAAUACGCCCGGAGGCACCAGUGGUGGAGCAGGGUGUUCGGGAACAACUCGGGCCCCAUCGCUGAGAAGUAUUCUGUGGCCACUCAGAUCGCGAUGGGAGGGGUGACCGGAUGGUGUGCUGGGUACGUCUUCCAGAGAGUCGGGAAGAUAGCUGCUACUGCUGUUGGUGGAGGCUUCCUUCUAUUACAGAUUGCCAAUCAUAGUGGCUACGUACAGGUGGACUGGAAGAAGGUGGAGAAGGACGUGAAUAAAGCAAAGAAACACUUGAAGAAGAGGGCAGACAAAGCAGUCCCUGAAAUAAACACCUUCAUUGAGGAGGUAAAGGCCACAGACUUCAUAAAGAGGAACAUCGUCAUGUCCAGCGGCUUCGUCGGCGGCUUCUUUCUGGGUUUGGCGUCCUAACGCCGCUGCACAUGCCGCCGUCUCCACUUACUGUGAAUCACAUCGCUGCAUAGGUCACUUUCCUCUCUGCUGUUUACCCCUCGACACCCCUCGUGUGCAUUGAUUUAUGGACGGGGGUUAUGUUGAGCAUUAAAGCAUGAUCUGUUGUGACAGUCUUACUGUUUUAUACUUUUAAACAAAUGGCAGUUCAUUAUUUGCGGGGGGUUAAGUACACAUUCUGAAGUCUGUAUCAGAGUGUGUGGAGAAUUUGAUUUCUUGGAUUGUACUGUGAAGACUCUAAUGCUAAACAUGCCGAGCUGCCACAAAAGGAGCACAGAUGUCUCAAUCGUUGUCAUCUCCUUAUGUAUAAUUGGUGGAUGCUGAUCUUAUACUGUUUGGUAUAUAAGUUGGCUUGUGUGGGCGCCACUGGCAAUAUAGAACCACCCCCCUUUUUGGAGCUGUAAAUACCCACACAAAAGGAAAUAUUAUAUGAACAGCGAAGGCAGCAGAGUGGGAAGUUAUCAAUGUUCCCCAGUCUUGUUGCUUUGGGGUAUUUUUUUAUGUAACUGCGAAGUUUGGCGAGUUUGUGCCAUUUAAGCACCAGAGCAAACACAUUGUUUAUUUGAAGUCUUGCACACUCACUGACUGGGGGUUUAAACAAAAGUAUUUUUCCACUCUGAGCGAGAGUUCUUAAUCAUAUACAACACAUAUCACAUGGCCAAAGCGAAAUAUUCCAUCUGUUUACCUCUACUUUGAAAUUAACCACAACUGUUGAUUACAGAUUCCCAUAAUCCUCAGCCACUUUACUGGCAGGACGAGCAUCUGCUUUACACUAAUUACUGCCAUCAGACGCUCAGAUACCAAAAGAGAAACCAGUCCCGUCAUUAAAGAGCAUAAUGGAGCAGCGAUUUGUGAGUCCUCCACCCUCGCUGUUGUCCCUGUGCAUUUAGAAGUGUCAGUGUAGCAAUAUGCAACACAAAGGCGAUGCUGCGUUGUCAUGCAUUAUGUCCAAUAUCCACGCAGAAUAAGUUGAUCACAAGUUGCUUUUUUGUUGUGUUUGCCUUUUACUUACAGUGCAAUAUACAGUAAUGUUUCAGAUGCAAGGUUUGGUUUCUGAUGAGCUUGUAUUCUCAUUACUCCCUCAUUGUUUCUAUGCCUUGUUGUUUUGAUAACCUCAUUUGAGCUGUGUCUAUGGAGUUUAAGUUGCCAGAUUUUCUUUUGAGAAACAAUAAAAGAAAAGAAAA
This is a messenger RNA of Pleuronectes platessa (European plaice), 1840 nucleotides long. RefSeq names its product FUN14 domain-containing protein 1. The transcript has 5 exons. Lineage: Eukaryota; Metazoa; Chordata; Actinopteri; Pleuronectiformes; Pleuronectidae. The record is from RefSeq and is a predicted model, not a curated record. Bases 135 to 617 code for a protein of 160 amino acids. Gene Ontology annotation, biological process: autophagy of mitochondrion. Gene Ontology annotation, cellular component: mitochondrial outer membrane.